This is a messenger RNA of Naegleria gruberi, 4710 nucleotides long. Its product is annotated as kinase domain-containing protein. Gene Ontology annotation, molecular function: protein binding; NAD+ poly-ADP-ribosyltransferase activity; protein kinase activity. The record is from RefSeq and is a predicted model, not a curated record. NCBI's taxonomy places the organism in Eukaryota, Heterolobosea, Eutetramitea, Acrasida, Naegleriidae. The transcript has 2 exons. The coding region runs from base 1 to 4710 and encodes 1569 amino acids. Gene Ontology annotation, biological process: protein phosphorylation.
AUGGAACCACUCCAAAUCUACAGACAACCUAAUUUAAAUCAAACACCACAUUCACUUAUGCUUGGAUGUGGUCAAUUGACUACAACUCAACCGAGCACUAUAUUUGGGAAUUCAUUGUUGGACAAUAGAGGAGACGUAACAAUUAUAAACAAUGCAACAAGAGAAGGAAAUCCCAAUCCACUCCUCCAUACAAGAAAACUUUCCAAACAUUUGAGUUUUGUUAAGACUCCACCAACUGAAGAUUCUCAACAACUCUUAAUUGCUCCAAAUACAACAAUUCCAAAUAUUGGAAACUCAACUAAUGUACAAGAUCCUCAAAACAAUAGACCACCUCUUCAAAUACCUCCAAAGAGCGCUUCAAUAACAAACAUUGAAAACAAAAAGAAGAAUCUUAAUGUUCAGAUACCACCGGUAGAGAAUAACCACUUCUCAAUCAUGAAAGUUUCCUCCCAUUCUGCUGCAGCAUCAAAUGCAACUUCAGCUUGUUCUUCAGUCAGCUCCUCUCCAUCAACAAUUAGUACAAGCAGCACCAAUCUUUCAAUUGGAUCAUCAGCUAUAAACAAAUUGAAUCAACAAUCACAUACCAUAGAAUCAGGACUCAUUGAAAAUAUGACAAGUAAGAAGAAGAGAGGCACUACAAGAGAGAAUAUCAUUCUAUUGGAUUCAAUCUUGAGGGAGAGAAGGGAUAUUUUCUAUGCCAUUCUCAAUAAUGUUACAAAAAUUAGAUUAUACAGAAAGAAGAGAAGAAAUCCAACACAUAACAAUCGUUCAAUGACAACAGCCAACACAACCAUGAUGCAUACUCAAACAAUGACAAGUCCAAAAGAAGAGUUUGGAAAUGAGUAUAUUGUUAAAUUGAAUAAUGGGCUCAAAUGUGAAGCGUUCGAAACUUCUACAGCUCAAGAAUUUGAAACCUAUGGACACAAGCGUCAAUUUAAAGCGUCCAUGUAUUAUACUCAAAAUGAAAUGGACAGACUAGAGAAUCAAUCCAUGAUGGAUCCAAGUCCACUUUUGAGAGAGGAUAAACUUUCCUUCCUCGAUCAAUUGCAUGGACUUCACAAACCCUCAGUACAAAGCUAUCGUGUCAUUGAUUUGAUUCAUCCCUAUCAUUUAUUCUCCACAGAAUUGGAAAUUAUUGAACCAAAGAGUGGAAGAGAUUUGGGAAGAGUUAUGAAAAAGAGCUACUCUCUCAGAACUCAAUAUUUGAUUCAAACUGUUGAAGGUGUGAAAAAGCAAGCGAAUGGUAAUUUAUCCAGUCAUGACAAGUACAAAUAUGCAACCUUAUUUAUCAUUACAAAACAUAAAUCAAAUGGAAAAAAGGAAGAACCAAGUGAAAAGCAUGUUUUAGAUCAAUUUCAAGUGAGAAAUAUUGAGGGAGAGAAUGUAGCAACAAUCACUCAUAAAUUCAAUUCAGAUUAUGAAUUGAAAGGUUACACUCCUGAUUAUAUUAAGUUCACUCCUUUGUUUAUUGCUUGCCAAAAAGGAAAUUUAGAAAUUGUCAAAUUGCUACUUGCUUCCCCAAAUAUCGUUGUUGAUAACAAUUUAAAAAUUAAUGGAAAAUCAAUUUCCAUAAUUAAACAAGAAGUCGACAAACUCGAAAAGGAAAGAAUUGAAAAGGAAAGAAUUACAAAAGAAAUGUUGGAAAAGAAGAGACUUGAAAAGGAACGUGCUGAUCAAAUAAGAUUCGAACAAGAAAGAAUUGAAAACGAAAGACUUGAACAGGAAAGAAUUGAAAAGGAAAAGAAACAAACUUUCCUUUCAGUAUUUCAAGUUUUCACAGAGUUGUGUUCAUUGAAUGAGAAAGUUUCUCAAUAUAGAAAACAAGUAACUUCUCAAUUGAAUUCGGUAAUUCCACUUUCAGAUCAAUUAUCAUUUGAUACUGAGCUACAACAAGUUUAUUCGAAAAUUAAUGGAGUUUUAUCCGAAUGUUGUUCAACUAUUAAUGAUAGAUUGAUGAAUAAUAAGUGUGAUAUUGAAAAUGUUGAACAUGUGGCUUUAAUUAAUAAUGACAUGUUAAAUAUUACAAAUAUAGUAGAAAGAAUUAAUUCAGAAAAUUAUUUAAUUCAAUUGAAUAGCUAUAUUCAAGCAUUAGAUGAAAAAUUACAAAUAUUUGAUGAAUUUGUUCAAAAUUACUUGAAUCAAGAUCAAUUACAAUAUUACAAUGCUAAUGAUAACCUAAAUAAGGAAUUAACAAUUGAAAAAAUUCAAAAAACACUUAAAAGUUUAAAUGGUUCAACUACAGAUUCAAAUUAUGAAGGAAAAUCCAAAAAUGUUUUACAAAAUAUUUCAACUCAAUUACAAAAUAUUGCAUCAUCCAUUAAUAAUGCCACAAGUGUUAAUUUGAAUGGAAUUGCAAAUAAUUUAGAGAUUGCAAUGGAAAUGCUUUCAAAGGAGGAAUUGGAAUUACAAAAAGCAAUUUCUAAUACUAAAAAUUUGCUUCCUGAACUAGUUCAAAUUGGAAUUUAUCAAAUUUAUUGUGAUUAUCAAAAUCAAUUUAAUAAUGGAAACAAGCUCAUUCAAGAAACCAUUCCAUUCAUUAUUGAACAACAUGAACAAUUGCAAAAUAUUGUAAACAUUAUGAAUGAUUACAAGCAAUUGACAGAACAAUAUUCUGCUUUACAAAGAAAGAAAGCAAGAGUAACAAGAGAAUUGACCAUUAUUAAACUUGACAUUGAUGGAUUGAGAGAUGAAUUAGUACAUGUUACAAACAAGACUGAAUCCAUGCAAAUUGAGGAUGAAAUUAAAGAAAAGGAAACAACCUUACAAGAAAAAAAGAAAGUACUCAAGGAAUGUAUUGAACAGACAAAUGAAAUCAAGUUGAAGUUCCUCCAAUUGAAAACUAUUGGAUUCAAUGUUGAGUCAAUCCUGUCAUCAAGUAUUGCAUCCACAAUGAAUAUUGAAGAAAUGUCAGCCGAUUUAUUCAAAGAAAUUAAGCCAAUUCAAGAUUGGAAUGGAAAUCAUCACUUGUUUAUUGGAACUGAUAUUAACGAUAAGAAACAUAUCAUUAAACAAUAUUCAAUCAAGGAUAACAAAAAAUUGGAAAGUUUACAAAAAGAACUCAAGAUUACAAAAAAGUUGAAACAUAACAAUAUUAUUGAAAUUGAAGGAUUUUACAUGUCUAAUGAUAAUAGCCAUUCCACCAACAAUGUUUAUAUUGUAAUGCCAUAUUAUUCGAAUGGUAAUUUGAAGGAAUUUCUUGAAAAACAAAGAAAAUCCACCAAAUUAGAAGUACUUUUUUGGGAAAGAACAUGGAGACAAGUAUUAAUUGCCAUUCAACAUAUUCAUUCCAGAGGUGUCAUUCAUUGUGAUAUCAAACCUGAGAAUAUAUUUGUUGGAGAAUGUAACAAUGGUCUAUAUCCAAUUAUUUUGGGAGAUUUUGAUGUUAGUUUGGAUGUUCAAAGUAGAACAAUGAAUUUGUACACUAGAACUUCUGUUUCUGGAACAUAUGACUAUCUAUCACCUGAAUUAAUGAAUGGUCAAUCAGCAACAUUCAAAUCAGAUAUGUUUGCAUUUGGAAAAACCAUCAAGAAUUGUAUGACUGCUCAAGAAUUGAAUACUUACUCAUCAUUGAAUACUCUAGUUCAACAAUGUAUGACUAAUGAUCCAAAUGACAGACCAUUUGCAUCAGAUGCUCUUGUUUGUGAAUUCUUUUUGAAGGAUACUCUCUUGGAUGAAAUCAAAGUUCAAGAACAAGUCAAAUCCAUUUCAAAUCAAUCAAAACAAUUGAAGGAAUAUGAAAAACAAUUGAAUCAAGUUAAAUUCAAUCUCAAACAAGAUAAAUCCAAUCUCACACAAGAAAUCAAGAAACUUGAACAGAAAACAAAGGAAUUCACCAAUCAAAGUGUUAAGGAAAGAGAAGAAAUUACAAAUCAAAUUAGCAGAUUGAAAAGUAAGGAAAAGAAAUUACAAGACAUGGAAAAGGAAUUGGAAGAAUCCAAAUCUAGACAAUUGAAUAUUGUCUUGCCAAGUUAUUGGAAGAGAAAUACAUUCACAUCCUAUUCUAAAAGAUUUUACAUUGUGGAUGUUACAAAAUAUUUGAAAAAUACCAUUCAAGAUAUUGUCAAUGUUUCAUGUAAUUCUGCAACACUUGGAACUGGUAGAGAUCAACAAGUGAAAAUGAAUUAUUCCAAAUUAAUUGUUUCAAGUGUUUCAAGAAUUGAAAAUGCAACACUUUUCACUUCAUACAAAUCAAGAAUGAAUCAUUUGACAUCUUAUCAAGAUCCUAUCAAGACAAUCCAAGUUCAAACAGAACUAUUGCCAAAAACAAGCAAAUCCUACGAAUGGAUGAAAACAGUUGGAUUGAAUAGUGGAAUGAAUGAAAAGUACUUAUGGCACGGAACAAAACCUGAAUUUGUUUCAACCAUUUCAGAACAUGGAUUUGAUGAAAGAGUUGCAAGUUUGGGUGGUUUAUUUGGAGCUGGAGUUUAUUUUGCUGAGUAUUGUUCAAAGAGUGACCAAUAUUGCACUCCAGACCUUAAUAAGGAAUAUACUAUAUUCCUGUGUAGAGUUGUUUUGGGAAGACAAGUCUAUUUCACACCCCAAGGAAUGACCAAUCAAAGAAGACCUCCAGAAAUUGUUGGAAAGAAUAGAAGAGUCUUUGAUAGUGUGAUUGGCCAAUCAAAUACUACAAGUAAUUCAUAUAGAGAAUUGAUUGUCUAUGAUAGAUAUCAGUGCUAUCCUGAAUAUAUCAUCAAAUACAAGAGACAAUAA